Ahaetulla prasina is the source of this 1363-nucleotide messenger RNA. It is a transcript of the gene TMEM263, whose product is annotated as transmembrane protein 263. Bases 414 to 908 code for a protein of 164 amino acids. The record is from RefSeq and is a predicted model, not a curated record. NCBI's taxonomy places the organism in Eukaryota, Metazoa, Chordata, Lepidosauria, Squamata, Colubridae. The transcript is spliced from 5 exons.
ACGGGGGCGCGGGUAUAGGGCCGCUUUGCGCACCAAGGGAGCCGAAACGCCGUCUCUACAAAAUUGGCCUGAGAACUGUUCUGAACGUGGAAGGAAGGUGCUUCCCGCUAGGUGCCAUCCUAUAGCAAGAGGCGGCGGGGGGGUGCAACCUGAGAAGCAUAGCGAGGACGAGGGGACCGAACUUGGUGGUGUUGGGAAAAAGGAAAGCCUCAAACAGGGAGUUGCACUUCUUCCCCGAUCUUGACCGAGCAGCCUUGCGCUCCCGAGGUUCCCGUCGCAGGCAGCGUUCAGUGGGAAUAGUCUCCCGAGCGCGAAUUUCCUCGGGAUUGCCGCUUUCCAGCGGAAAUCGGGAAAGCUCCGAUCCGCGGGAAUCGCGCAACGUCUUGGGACCCAGCGGGAGAAGCCUCCCCUUAAUGGCGUUUGUCGAAAACCACGUGGGACAUUUGAAUACAGUAAUAUUUGCACGGAAGAAUACGUACGUCUUCAGCUCGCGGCGGAAGGUCCGGAGGUCAGGGAGCUGUCGAAGUCUUGGGGGAAGCUCAUUCCAGAGGGCAAUAAUGAACCAGACAGAGAAGGAUGAGCAAGAUGUUCCUCCGUAUCUUAACAGUGAACCCCCAGAAGAUUCAGUAAAAGAUCAUCCGCAACAACAGCCUGGCAUGCUUACCCGGGUGACUGGCGGCCUCUUCAGCAUAACCAAAGGAGCUGUCGGUGCCACAAUUGGUGGCGUAGCAUGGAUAGGAGGGAAAAGCUUUGAAGUGACCAAAACAGCAGUAACAGCUGUGCCUUCCAUGGGAAUAGGAUUAGUUAAAGGAAGUGUUUCAGUUGUGACAGGAAGUGUUACAGCUGUAGGAUCUGCUAUCUCAAGCAAAGUGCCUUUAACUGGGAAGAAAAAGGAUAAAUCUGAUUAAAGAAAUUCAGUACUGUUUCGUUGAGGACCUUAUGUGGCUAUGGGACCUACACAAUUUGGACUACUGUAAGGUCACCAUUCUGGAGGAAUAUCUAAAGAACUGAAAGAAUUAACUUUCUCCUGCAAGGGACAUUAGCAGCCUGCUAUCACAGAAACUUUAGAUUUCUUCAGGAACUUGUCUGGUGAAAUGUUACACUUGAUUGGGAAAAAAAAGGAAUCAAGUACAUGGAUCUGAAGGAAUGGUUCACGUUUGAACAUUAAUUCACUUUUCGAUAUCUUGAAUUAAAAAUGUGAAAAUAGAAGUGGAGGGAAUGACUUGGCAAAAAGUUAAGCACUUCACGGUUCUGAUUAUAAUAGCUCCCUUUAAAAUAAUUUCAGCGUUAAAGUGCUUAAAUAUUAGCCUGAUUAUGCCCUUAAUUGGUUGCCUCUGUCAUAAACCGAUAAAUUGAUGUUCUA